Rubroshorea leprosula is the source of this 1007-nucleotide messenger RNA. Lineage: Eukaryota; Viridiplantae; Streptophyta; Magnoliopsida; Malvales; Dipterocarpaceae. The record is from the annotation of a GenBank genome assembly.
AGUAAAAAAAAAAAAAAAUCAUUACUCUGUAAUUUCUUUUGGGAAAGGAAAACCCAUCAUUUUAGCCUCAUUGACUUAAUAAUUAACCAGUCAACCAGUAGUGUGAAUGCAGAUCGUUUCCAAACCCAAGUUCUAGCUAUUUAAGAUUCUGGAAUGGAAGAAAUUGGCAUUCCUUGAAGCUUGAAAAGCAUGGCAGCUCCACAGCCGCCGCCACCCAAAACCCGCAGCUGGUUCAGCUACUUCCGGUAUGAAGAAGGCCGAGACUCGCCGACCGACGCCCGGAACAUUCUCUUGGUGGUAGCCACGCUGAUAGCAACCGUAACAUUCCAGGCAGGGGUGAAUCCUCCCGGUGGGGUAUGGCAGGAUGAAGGACUAGGGCAUGUUCCGGGGAGGGCCAUCUAUGCUUCUCAAAAACACGCCUACUAUGUUUUCUUGAUCUCUAAUACCAUAGCUCUUUCAACGUCGAUUCUGGUCAUCAUCUCUCUCACCCACAAGUUCCCUUUUCAACUUGAAAUAUUGGCUGCAACGAUUGCCAUGUUGGUGACUUAUGGGUCGGCGAUCUUCGCUGUUACUCCAAAAGAAUCGGUGAAAUUCCGGUAUGUGUUGAUCGCCGCCGCUCUGCCUUUUACAUUAAGGUGUCUGAUUCAGGGGUUCCAUACGUGUAGGAGUAUGAUGUCUGACUAAGAGGUAUGUUGGGCACGGUUUGGGCUGCGUUGGUGUAUAGGAGUAUGUUAGUUGUGUGUGUGUUUGUUUUUUUUAAGUUUAAGUUAAUAUAAUUAACGAUGAAAAACGAGAUUGUUAAUAUUUAUAUUUUAAAUUUUUAAAUAUUACUAUACUUUUCAAAACAAGUUAUGGCUAUUGGCCACAAUGUUAGGCUCGGUUUGAGCUGCGUUGCUAUAUAGGAGUAUGUUAGUGUUUGUGCUGUGUUUAGGAUGUUGUUUGGAUAGGACUUGAUGAUGGUUUGUAUGAUGUUUGGGGUACUCAAUUAAUAAAUUAAUUUUUAUUAA